CAUUAAUGGCUCCAACCUUCUCUCUCCUCGUUUAUUUCUCUCUGAUCUUUGUCCUCUAUCAUCAUCAAACUGUCAAUGCCACUUACCGGCCUCAGGCCAUUGUCCUUCCGGUCACCAAAGAUCCAAAGACCCUGCAAUAUCUCACCCAAAUCAAACAAAGAACACCUCUCGUGCCCUUAAACCUUACUGUUGACCUCGGUGGCCAGUCCCUCUGGGUUGACUGCGACAAUGGCUACACCAGCUCCUCUUACCGUUCAGUCCGCUGCGGUUCAGCCCUCUGCAAGCUCUCUCUCUCCGGUGCAUGCGGGGAUUGCUUCGCCGCACCCAAACCGGGAUGUAACAAGAACACUUGCGGUGUCCUCGUCGAGAACUCAGUCACUCGCACCGCCACCAGCGGAGAGCUAGCCAAAGAUGUCGUCUCUGUUCAGUCCACCAACGGGAUUAACCCAGGCCCGUCGGUUCUAUCCUCAGCUCGAUUCCCUUUCACUUGUGGGUCCACUUCUCUCUUGAGUGGACUAGCCAAAGGAGUAAAGGGAAUGGUCGGGUUAGGAAGGACAAAUAUAUCGAUCCCGACCCAACUCGCCCUAGCGUUCCGUUUUCAUCGGACAUUCGCUAUGUGCCUAACCUCAACCGGAUCGAAAGGCGUCAUAUUUUUCGGACACAGCCCAUAUAGUUUUCUCCCGGGGAUCGAUGUCUCCAAGAGAUUAAUCUACACGCCUUUGAUUAUCAACCCGGUGAGUACCGCAGCCGCGUUCUUCGAAGGUAAUCCUUCAUCGGACUAUUUUAUCAGAGUCCUGUCUAUCAAGUUCAACGGACUUGAACUACCGAUCAACAAGAAUCUUUUUUCUAUCGACAAGGAAGGAAACGGAGGGACCAAGAUCAGCACGGUUACGCCUUACACGAUGCUAGAGACAUCGAUAUACAAGGCGGUGGCUGGCGGAUUCGGUCGGUUUGCGAAGGCGGCAAGAGUGAAGGCGGUUAAUCCAUUCUCGAUAUGCUACAACUCGAGCAUUCUAGGGAGCACGAGAGUCGGGGCAGCGGUGCCGCAGUUGGAGCUUCUGCUGGCUGGGAAUUCAAGUUGGUCAAUCUUCGGAGCCAAUUCGUUGGUGAACGUGAACGAUGAUGUUGCGUGUCUUGCAUUCAUGGAUGGAGGGUCAAAACCAAAGACGUCGAUCGUGAUUGGAGGGCAUCAGAUUGAGAACAAUCUGCUGCAGUUCGAUCUGGGGAAGUCGAGGCUUGGCUUCUCGUCUUCGUUGUUGUUUUAUCAAACGACUUGUGCUAACUUCAACUUUACCUCCACUGAUAACCCUUAAACAAGAACUGUGUUCCCAUUUCUUUGU
Impatiens glandulifera is the source of this 1340-nucleotide messenger RNA. Its product is annotated as probable aspartic proteinase GIP2. Lineage: Eukaryota; Viridiplantae; Streptophyta; Magnoliopsida; Ericales; Balsaminaceae. Bases 6 to 1313 code for a protein of 435 amino acids. The transcript has a single exon. Gene Ontology annotation, molecular function: aspartic-type endopeptidase activity. The record is from RefSeq and is a predicted model, not a curated record. Gene Ontology annotation, biological process: proteolysis.